This is a messenger RNA of Aphidius gifuensis, 1520 nucleotides long. It is a transcript of the gene roq, whose product is annotated as roquin-1. The transcript has 5 exons. NCBI's taxonomy places the organism in Eukaryota, Metazoa, Arthropoda, Insecta, Hymenoptera, Braconidae. The record is from RefSeq and is a predicted model, not a curated record. Bases 144 to 1520 code for a protein of 458 amino acids.
UGUUAUUAAAAAAAAUAAAAUAAUGAUUAUGAUUUAUUUAUAAAUUCAAUAAAAAACAAGUGUGUAUCAUCAAAAAAUCAAUAGAAUAUAUAUAUCACUGCAAAAUAUACCUAAUUUAUAAACUGCAAAGUUACAGAAAAAUAAUGCCAAUACAAACAUUACAAUGGACUGAAUUUCUUUCAUGUCCAGUUUGUUGCCAUGAAUUUGAUAGAAAAUUACGUGGACCAGUAUCUUUGGGAUGUGGACAUACAAUAUGUAAAAUGUGUCUUGUUAAUUCACCAAGAAAACAAUGUCCACUUGAUCAGUAUUGUGUUAAAUAUGAUUUUAAAAAAUUACCAUUAAACAAGGCUUUACUUCAAUUGAUUGAUGUUGACAACAAUUCCAUUUGUCAAUAUAAUAAUAAUGAUGAUGAUGAAAAACAAUUAAUUGUACCAAAUAAUUAUUAUAAUGAUUAUUUAAUUGCAAAUAAAUGUAUUGAGGAAUUGACAUUAUACUUGAAGCCAUGUCAAUCAAAAGUAAAAAAAACUGGUGAUGUUGAUGGUGUUAAUUGUUUAUUAUCACGACCAAUGCAACGUAAAUUAAUAAAUUUAUCUGGCUGUCAAUUGAUUGAUAUUGAAGGACGUAUACGUGCUAUUAAAAUAUCAAAAAGUAUUGGUGAACGUUGUGUCACUGAAUUAAUAUUAAAUCAUCAAAAUCCACAAGAAAUAAGUGUUAAUCUUUGGACAGCAGUACGUUCAAGAGGAUGUCAAUUUCUUGGACCAGAAAUGCAACAAGAAAUAUUAAAAUUAAUAUUACUUGCAUUAGAAGAUGGAUCAGCAUUAUCAAGAAAAGUAUUGGUAAUGUUUAUUGUACAACGUCUUGAAUUACAUUAUCCACAAGCAUCAAAAACAUCAAUUGGACAUGUUGUACAAUUGUUAUAUCGUGCAAGUUGUUUUAAUGUUAUAAAACGUCAUAAUGAUUCUGCCUUGAUGGAAUUAAAAUUAAUUUAUCGUAAUUAUGAUGCAUUAAGACGUCAACAUGAUGGACAAAUUGUUGAAAUUGCCAUUGAAGCUGGUAUACGUAUUUCACCAAAUCAAUGGUCAUCAUUAUUGUAUGGUGAUACUAGUCACAAAUCAUAUAUGCAAAGUAUCAUUGAUAAAUUACAAACACCACAAACAUUUCAUCAUAAUAUUAAUGAAUUAUUUGUCGCAAUACAACGUACAUGUGAUCCAACUAAUUUAAAUUUUAUAAAACAACAAUUACAAUUGCUUGCCUCAAUUGAUGAAAAUUUAUCAAUUAAAUCUAAUUUUUUAAAUAAUUGUUAUUAUUGGCAAGAAACAAAAUCAUCAUUGUUGGCUAUUAAACAAGUUGUACAAGCUCUCAUUAAAUAUAUACAAUUAAAUGGUGCUACUAAUAAUCAUCAUAAUCAUUAUUAUUAUCUUUAUCAAAUUAAUAAUAAACAAAAUAUUAUUAUUUCUCAUAAAUCUAUAAAACGAACGAAAGAUUUAAUCAAUAAAAUUGAAACUAUAAAAUUACAUUGA